Molecule: messenger RNA, 1506 nt
Organism: Aspergillus ochraceoroseus IBT 24754
Lineage: Eukaryota; Fungi; Ascomycota; Eurotiomycetes; Eurotiales; Aspergillaceae
Product: putative HLH transcription factor (Hpa3)
Exons: 4
Coding region: 1-1506 (501 amino acids)
Biological process (GO): positive regulation of transcription by RNA polymerase II
Cellular component (GO): RNA polymerase II transcription regulator complex
Molecular function (GO): DNA-binding transcription factor activity; protein dimerization activity
Source: RefSeq, a predicted model, not a curated record
AUGGAAGCCACUCUUGCCCACCGUCCAUGGGAGCCCACGACAACAGGGCCGCAGACCCCUGCGGUCUCGGCCACUUCGCAAACUCUCCCUUCCAUAUCCACGCUCACCGCAAGCAUGGCCAACACUUCAGCUCCGGCAGAGAAGUCACCCGGGAACACAUCCUUGAAUACAAUUGAACGCGACUCGGGGAAUUGGUCGAUGCCUCAGAGCACACGGUCGUCUACUUACUCUACAGCAACGAACGGGACUAGUAACUAUCCCUCUCUCUCAUUUCUCACGUCCUCUCAGCCGUCCCCCAACCGCGUUUCCUACGUCUCCGAUCGAUCACCAUAUCCUAACGAUCAAUCCAACACGAAUACACCCUCUUCGGCGGGACGACAGCCGUCUCCGAACUUUGGCUCCUCCCAGCCCAAUCAAGCGCUGCCGUCAAUCAAUCAAAAUUACGAAACCCCUUCUCAACGAGGGAGCAUUGUAGAACCGGCGGAAUCACGACGGAGUAGCGUGGACAGCAGGAUGAAUCAGGGCAUUAGCUCAUUGGCGAUAAACCCCGCCUCCCCUUACCACAGUACGAACGCUUCCCAAUCUUCCAUUGUAUCAGGCUUGCAGAGAGAACGUGGUAUAUCAAUGGAUGUGAAUAUGAACAAUACUUAUCGCGGCCCUCGCUAUUCAGGGACCUCUCCUCUCUCUCCCUUGGGACCCCGAGAACAUCGCGGAUUUGCGGCUGGCCGCACUGCCCCCGCAAUUUCGUCAAAUCCUCGAUCUGAAAUCUACAACGCGGAGGCUCCCACCGCGGGUCUUGCAUAUGCAUUCCCAGACCCGGACGUUGCACGAACCAACUCAGUCUCAACGACCAACGACAAGUCAGUUUCCCAGUUCUCUCGCAAGGGUAGCACCGCCGAAUCAUUAGCCAGCAGUAUAUAUUCCGACUCUCGGUUACCGCACGGCCAGCAUGAACUUCCUCAAAAUGUGCAUCACCACACUCUGCAGCAUAAGCAAGUCCGUGGUUUGAUCGGAGACGCUGAAUCGCACGCUGGCAGUACUCCAUACAGCAGAACACCUGAGCUUAGAGUAACGCAUAAAUUAGCGGAGAGGAAACGUCGAAGUGAGAUGAAAGAUUGCUUUGAAGCCUUACGAGUUCGCCUUCCUCAAAGUCAAAACAACAAGUCUAGCAAAUGGGAGACUUUGACACGAGCAAUCGAAUACAUUAGCCAAUUGGAGAAGUCCUUGAACGGCGCUCGCAGAGAGAAUGACGUACUACGGACAGAGCUUGAAGAAAUGCGAGCUCAGCUGAAUCCCCAGCAAUCAAACGGCCAGUCUCGACCAGCAUCUAUUUUUGAGCAUCACCCAAUGCCCACGCAAACGAAUGGCCAGGCACAUGGGCCAAUAUUUGGGAAUUAUCCUCCUGGGCCCGGAAUAACGCAGGAACAACCACGUACACUGCCUCCUCUGAUCAAUGGAUCAGUAGCCCCCAUGCAGGGCGUGCAAUAUACCGACGAACGACGAUAA